This is a messenger RNA of Tachysurus fulvidraco (yellow catfish), 480 nucleotides long. Its product is annotated as merlin-like. The record is from RefSeq and is a predicted model, not a curated record. Gene Ontology annotation, molecular function: cell adhesion molecule binding; actin binding. NCBI's taxonomy places the organism in Eukaryota, Metazoa, Chordata, Actinopteri, Siluriformes, Bagridae. Gene Ontology annotation, biological process: positive regulation of early endosome to late endosome transport; regulation of cell shape; regulation of gliogenesis. The transcript is spliced from 3 exons. Gene Ontology annotation, cellular component: adherens junction; apical part of cell; cytoskeleton. Bases 16 to 330 code for a protein of 104 amino acids.
GUUUUUAUUGUUAUUAUGUUACUAGGUAAAAUGGAAAGGCAAGGACUUUGUGUCCUUGUGUGCCGAACUAUUGGCCUGAGGGAAACUUUGUUCUUUGGUCUCAGGUACACUGUGAAAGACACGUAUGCUUGGCUUAAGCCUGAAAAACGGGUUUUGGAUCAGGAUGUACCAACAGACUCUCCUAUAACAUUUCACUUUCUUGCUAAAUUCUUCCCUGAAAAAGUUGAGGAGGAACUCGUUCAGGAAAUCACACAGCACCUUUUCUUCUUACAAACACUCUGCUCGGAUCUCAGCAUGCCUGGCAUCAUGGGAUUGCAUCUCAUCAGCUGAAACUUAAUCCCAGCAAAACUACACUGCCGUUCAUCCCAUUCAUAUAUUAUUGCAAAAAGUUAUUUUGAUUAUCAAUGUAGUGCUUGGUUAGUGGGGAUACAUUAUUUAACAGCAAGACUUUACUGAGGAGACAUUGUUCAAAAUAAAAUU